Hydra vulgaris (swiftwater hydra) is the source of this 1067-nucleotide messenger RNA. Its product is annotated as probable dimethyladenosine transferase. Gene Ontology annotation, biological process: rRNA methylation. Gene Ontology annotation, molecular function: rRNA (adenine-N6,N6-)-dimethyltransferase activity. Lineage: Eukaryota; Metazoa; Cnidaria; Hydrozoa; Anthoathecata; Hydridae. The record is from RefSeq and is a predicted model, not a curated record. Gene Ontology annotation, cellular component: nucleolus.
UAAUGGUAGAGUGCCCGCCGCGUAAUCAAGAAGUUCCGAGUUUGAUUUCCACCAUGUCCUUGGUAGUACUGCGCUCAACUUGAUUUUCUGAGCAGUGGUCUUGUUCGUCAAGAAAAUUAUAAAACAUGCCGAAAGAAAGAGUUCAAAAGAAAACAAGGGUACACACGCAAGUUAAAACAGAAGGCAUUCAGUUUAAACACGAGUUUGGACAACAUAUUUUGAAGAAUCCAUUAAUUGUUAAUGCUAUUAUUGACAAGGCUGCAAUAAAAUCUACGGAUACAGUAUUAGAAGUUGGUCCUGGUACAGGAAAUAUGUCUGUAAAAAUCUUGGAGAAAGCAAAAAAGUUAAUUGCUUGUGAGCUGGACCCACGUAUGGCUUCUGAGUUACAGAAAAGAGUGCAAGGAAGCCCAGAAGCUAAUAAAUUACAUUUAAUUGUUGGAGAUGUUCUUAAAUCAGAACUUCCUUACUUUGAUUGUUGUGUUGCAAAUUUGCCAUAUCAGAUUUCCUCUCCAUUUGUGUUUAAACUUUUGUUGCAUCGUCCUUUCUUUAGGUGUGCAGUUCUUAUGUUUCAACGAGAAUUUGCUCAACGCUUGGUUGCAAAACCUGGUGAUAAGUUAUAUUGCAGAUUGUCAAUAAAUACACAGUUGUUAGCACGGGUUGAUCAUCUUAUGAAGGUUGGCAAAAAUAACUUUCGACCACCACCUAAAGUUGAGUCAAGUGUUGUGCGUAUUGAACCAAAAAACCCUCCUCCACCAAUAAACUUUCAGGAAUGGGAUGGAUUGGUCCGUAUUGCAUUUGUUCGUAAAAAUAAAACACUUGCUGCUUGUUUUAGCUCUAAAGCAGUUAUUGAUAUGCUUGAAAAAAACUACAAAAUACAUUGUUCCAUCAACAAUAUUAUCGUAGAAGAUAAUUUUAACAUAAAAGAAAAAGUUUUGGAACUUUUGGUUGAAAAAGAAUUUGAUAAAAAGCGAGCAAGAACAAUGGAUAUAGAUGAUUUUUUAUUGCUGCUAAAUCAUUUCAACACUGCUGGUAUUCAUUUUUCAUGAAUAAAUUUUUAUUUUUCAUAA